UAUCAUCUUCCACAUCCCCAUCCAACACUCGCCCGGUUUCUCGCUGAGCGAAAGCCUUACAAUACUCUUUCUUUCAACCAUACAUAUUAUCUCCCUUACUCCCUUUUCAAUACCUUUAAAAUGGACAAGAUCAAGGAGCGCAUGGUCGCCCUCCGCGCCGAGGCUGAUGAGGCUCACGAGCUCGUUGAUGAGCUCAAGGCCAAGGUCAAGACGCUGGAACAGGAGAAUCUGUCCAAGGAACAAGAGAUCACAUCGCUCAACCACCGUAACCAGCUUCUAGAGGAAGAGGUUGAGAAGGCAGAGACCGCCCUCAAGGAGGCUAAGGACGCUGCCAGCCAGAGCCUCCAGCACGACACUCAGAACGAGGCCCUUCAGCGACGGGUGCAGCUCCUCGAGGAGGAGGCUGAGGAGAAUGACAAGACUCUGCGGGAAACAAAUGAGAAGCUCCGCCAAACCGACAUCAAGGCUGGGCACUACGAGAGGAAGGUUCAGGCACUUGAGGACCAACACGCCAAGCUGGAGCAAAGAUAUGAGGAUGCGAUCAAGGAACACAGCACCGUGAAGAAGGAGCUUGACGACCUUGCAUCCCAGAUGGCCGACAUCUAAGCUGGUCCAAACUGGUGAUGGGUGCAGGAUAUCGGGAAACAUUUGGUUGGAUACAAGCUUCAUUCUCUGGGUUGUCGUAUGCUUUUUCAUGCUGUAACUGUUUGUGUUACGGUGGUC
This is a messenger RNA of Penicillium verrucosum, 723 nucleotides long. RefSeq names its product tropomyosin. The transcript has 3 exons. Bases 121 to 606 code for a protein of 161 amino acids. The record is from RefSeq and is a predicted model, not a curated record. Lineage: Eukaryota; Fungi; Ascomycota; Eurotiomycetes; Eurotiales; Aspergillaceae.